This is a messenger RNA of Meyerozyma guilliermondii ATCC 6260, 3129 nucleotides long. RefSeq names its product PDPK1 family serine/threonine-protein kinase. The record is from RefSeq and is a predicted model, not a curated record. Gene Ontology annotation, molecular function: ATP binding; protein serine/threonine kinase activity. Lineage: Eukaryota; Fungi; Ascomycota; Pichiomycetes; Serinales; Debaryomycetaceae. The coding region runs from base 1 to 3129 and encodes 1042 amino acids. Gene Ontology annotation, biological process: peptidyl-serine phosphorylation; intracellular signal transduction. The transcript has a single exon.
AUGUCAGAACCGUCACACAACACCAGCAACUUUUUGGAAGAUUUACAGAACGAUCUUGACGAGAUUUAUAAUGCCAAUUCUCAUAGCAAUGGAAGUGUGGACACCUUGGACUCGAUUACCAACGCAGUUCCCGCUUACGGACCCAGACCCGCUGGUCCAACCCGACUAGGCCAUCCUCAUGUCAUUCCUCCGGUGCACAUUUCUUCUCGAUUAUCGUCGUUACAACUUAGUGACGAGCCCAAAGUGGUCCAAAGUGAACCCCAGACCCCCAAUUCAUCGUCGUCGUUUGACUUUACUCCACGAGGAGCACAAACAAACUCCUCGCUCAACGUUUUGUUGGACACUCCCUCCACGGAAGCUCAAUUCCGUGACAUCGUUGAUCCCGAUACACCCAAUAUUAAUAGUGGGUCAUUUGCCAGUUCCCAAAAAGACGACGACUGGGCUGAAAGGGGUGCUGCAGUGAAAACUGUACUGUCAGGUAACUCGGUUCGAGUCAUAAAACGAACGGUUCAGGAUUUCGAAUUCGGCGAACAUAUCGGAGAGGGUUCGUACUCACAGGUGGUUUUAGCCAGAGAUAAGCACAGCAACAAGCAAUAUGCGGUGAAGGUUCUCGAUAAACGGCACAUAAUCAAGGAAAAGAAGGUAAAGUACGUCAAUAUCGAAAAGCAUGCGUUGAACCGUUUGAGUAAUCAAAUGGGUAUCAUUUCGCUCUACUUUACAUUCCAAGACAAAGCUAGGCUCUAUUUUGUGCUCGACUAUGCUUCCAACGGAGAGUUGUUGACGUUGAUCAAAAAGUACAACACCUUGAACGAGGAAUGUGUUCGCCAUUUUGGAGCCCAGAUCUUGUCCGCAAUCAAGUACAUGCAUGAUAAUGGUGUGAUUCACAGAGAUAUCAAGCCAGAAAACAUCCUUUUAGACGAUAAACUCCGGAUCCAGAUCACUGACUUUGGAACUGCCCGGCUUCUAGAGAAGAAAAAUGACGAAAGUGAAGAGUACCCGCUUGACGUUAGAGCAAAGUCGUUUGUGGGAACGGCUGAAUAUGUGUCCCCAGAACUUCUUGAAAGCAAAUAUUGUGGAAAGCCCGGUGAUAUUUGGGCAUUUGGAUGCAUUGUAUAUCAAAUGGUUGCGGGAAAGCCGCCAUUUAAGGCUACUAAUGAAUACUUGACAUUCCAAAAAAUCACCAAGCUUCAAUAUGCGUUCAGCGCUGGCUUUCCUAUGGUUUUAAGAGAUUUGAUCAAGCAGAUAUUGGUGCUUCAACCUUCACGUCGUGCAACCAUUCCCACUAUACAAAAGCAUUACUUUUUUGAAUCUGUCAAUUUCGAUGAUCCGGAUGCAAUCUGGCAGGCCCCAGUUCCGGAACUUGGUCCCUACAAGAUGAGCGCCAAGUCAAUGACAACUAUUCCUGUCAUUUCGAAAUCAUCUUCGCAACCUCAUAUCACAAAGAGACAACCUUCUUCGACUUAUACACAAAAGAGGGUGGCCAGUGAUAGUCCAGCAGCUCCAAAAUCUGGUGCAGAUGCUACUCGAGUGAAUGCAGCAAGUGUUGCGGCUUUCGUCUACGGCAAGAAAGAUGCCAAUUCCGAUGAUGAGUCCGGUGAAACUUCAGAAAUCUCGGACCGCCCUCGAAGCUCCAAGCCUGUUAAUGGCAAACCAAGACAAAAUAGACAAGCACCAUUGCCGGAUUAUAUCCCGGGAACAAACAUCUUGCGGCCGCAAAUUAAAACAAGGCAAUCAUUUUCCCGAUCCUCGACCGCUAGCCGUAAGUCAUCAAGACUGACGAAGCAGCCCACUAAAUCAAAUGUCAUGGAAGUCACGAAACUUAGCGCCGCUGAGGUUGCUUGGAACGCUUACUUAAAUCAUCCUGAUGAACGCAUCCUUCGAAUCGGACCAGUUAUUUGCAGCAAGCAUGCUACAGAGGUGUACGAAAGAAAGCAUAAAGGCUCCUUGCACGACUCGCCUCUUGGAAUGUCAAGUAGACAACGUGGGAGCAGUCUUCUUUCUCAGGUUGUGAAUAGUGGUGUCGGCUUAAGAGGCGGAGCAAACACCUCUGUUUCGACGGAAGAACCCAUCGAUGCAACAGAUGAGAGCGAGGCAAUAGUUACUUACUACGAAAUCGAAGAAACAUCUUCGUCUAGAGGUACAGAAAGCAGUGGGAAAAGCAGCGGUGCUUCUGAGAAAACUGGCAAAUCGCUCUUCAAAAAAUUAUUGUCUCAUGGAGAUAAAUCUGACUCGGCAGAUUCCUCCGCCAAGCCAGUGAGACACCACCCUUUAGAGAAGUCUCGAACUUGUACAUUGUUGGUCACGACUCAUGGCAGGGCUCUUAUCUUCUUUAGAAAUGAUGCCGAUGCCAACUACAAACUCAUAAGCGAGAUUAAACUCUACUAUCCAUUUGUUCGUUUCAAAGAGUUGAUCUCCAGCGGUGCAAGCAAGCUCCAGAAACUUAUUCCAAGCACAGGCACCUUUGUCAUCAUGUCAACUAACACCUCUUUCGUUUGUGAGGUUGAACAGUUCGAAGUGGGCCAAUGGACUGACGCUUUAGCUAGGUCAAAGCUCAAUCAGCUUGAAAGACAAAAGUCUUCUCUGGAUAGAUCUCUGGCACUGGGACUGAUGAGUGGGCGUAGGACUCCUCAGGAAUCUCCUACGUUGAUGGAUGCUCCUGUUUUCGCUAAUGAUAAAGGUCGUCAAACUUCGUCACCAGCUCCUCCACCUCCUUCGGAUCGUGCUCCUCCUCCUCCUCCUCCUCCUCCUCCUACGGAUUCAGCUCCUCCUCCACCUCCACCUUCAAGGCGAUCUGGAGAAGGUGAACACAAAAAAGAAAGCUUUAUGGCAGCAAAGUUACGCUCAAAAUCUACCAAGCGCAAACCACCACCUGUCUCAGUUUCAACAAACGGCCUUGACAUGUCUACUGGUCUUUCAUCACCUACGGCCAAUAGUGAAAGUGGUAUGUUGCAUGCAGCUCAACUAGCUGUGUCACAUAGUGCUCAAUCUCCCACCACGGAUAAUAGGAGGUCUAGCUUUUCGAAAGAAAACGGCUCAAAAUCAUACAUACGAAUCAAACCACCCCAAGGUCAAAAGCCUGCUGGUCAGCUGGCGUCAAAGAUGUUGGCAAGAAGCACACGCAAAAAAUAG